Messenger RNA from Podarcis lilfordi (Lilford's wall lizard), 42108 nucleotides. The record is from the annotation of a GenBank genome assembly. NCBI's taxonomy places the organism in Eukaryota, Metazoa, Chordata, Lepidosauria, Squamata, Lacertidae.
ACCGGAAGAGAAGGCCUUAGAGGGCCGCUCGCGGGUCUGCGACCAAGCGCCCCGCGGAGCAGCAUUAAGAAUGGCUACCUCUACCUGUCCAGGGCGAAAGAACGGCGUCAGUUUCCUAUAUCCGCGAGCGCUCCCUGCAGGGGGAGAGGGCGGCGGGGCAGCGCCCUUGGGCCCUCCCUCGCCCUGUGGCUGCGCGGAGAGGGCGGGAGCUGGCGAGGAGCAGCAGCAGCAGCAGCACGUGCCAAGCCCCUCCUUCCCUCGCGCCGCUGCGCGCCAUCCAGCCCGGACCGUGGGAGCUGCCGGCUGUUGGCCAGAAAGGCGCGAGGCUCUCUGCGGCGGCGACGGCGCGCCCAGGUUCGUCCUGCUGCGAAGCGCGAAGGUGGUUUUUGCGCGCGCGCGCGCGUUUUUUUUAAUGUUUUGCGCUCUCUCACGCGCAGCUCUCCAGAUGUGCAGGCAGGCAGCGGCGCGCGGCGCGGCCACGAGCCCGUCGCCGGCUGCACAGGCUGGGCCAGGAGGGAGAGAAAGCAGCGGAGCCCGCCGAGCUGGAGGGUGGCGCUGGGAGGAGGAGGAGGAGGAGGAGGCGAAGCGGCAGUGCUGCUGACGGGGAUGAUGGCGAGCAGCAGCUCCUGGGCAGCCGCACGGAGAUGCCGCAGCCGGGCUUGCGCCUUCGCCUCCGCCGCCGCUGAGAUACGAGCCGUCGGCCCCAGGUGAGCGCCCCCGCUGCUCCGGGGACGGGCGCGGGAGGCAGCAGGGAUGUCCGCGGCCGCAAAGGCGGGCCAGGCCGGGGCUGCAAAUCCCCAAGAGUUCCAGACGGGAUAACGAGCCCGGUUGGGGGGGGGGGGACGGCCGGGAGAAAGGGAGGGACGCUCCCCCCUCCGGGCUGGCUUAGGAGAAAGGCAGGGGGUCAGCGCGCAAGGAACGUCCCUCGUCAGGAGGAUGCUUUCUCCGGGGGGGAGCGGGACAUGCUUAGGCGGGAGGAGAACGGUGCGCGUUGGAGAGAAACGCCUUCUGCACAUGCUCCGAGGCACCGUGGCCUGGGGGCGAGCCUCGCGUUUGUAAACAGGUGCCCGAGCUCAGGCGAAGUCUUGCCCUUGCGCCAAGAGCGGGGGGCAGACGCCGCUGCCACCUCUGCCCGCCACCCACCCACCCACCUGCUGUCCCCCUUUUGGCGCCAAGCUGGCCUCGUCGUCGGGGCUUCCCAGCAGAGCUCUGGCUUCCUCCGUCGCGGAGGGUCGAGGGAGUAGCCCGGGAAGGCAGCAGUCCUAGCCGGGAAGCAGCUCUGGGCUUCUUCCCCGCUGACCUUGGGAAGCGACCUGCGGCUGCGGCUUUCUGCGCGAGCGGGGAGGGCAGCCGGGCAGGUUGGGCAGCAGUAGCGGGGGCGGCGGCGCGUUGCCCUCUAAGGUGGACGUGGCUCCGUCCGGGCUGGUCCGGCGUCGGGCACUCGGGACUUAUGAGGGAGGAUGGAGAAGAGGGGGGAGCCCGCCCGCGCUUUUUGCUUGUUUGUUUGCCUGGAAGGAGGAAGGGGCGGGUUAAAAGCCGGGACCGACGAGAGAGGAGAGGCGGUGGGGGUGUCGUGACUUCAGGGCAGUCGAGGGGGCGGAGUGGCAGCGUAGCUUGGGAUUCCUGGGCCUCCUCUGGAAGGGAUGGGAGAAGGUAGGUUUGGAGCGAGCCGGGUCUCCUUCGAAGGAAGUAGCAGCCUGGAUUCUUGGGGAGGUGCUGUGGGCCCUCCCCUAUAAAAUUGAUGGGCAUUGCCCUAAAGUUGAUGGGCAUUGCCAUUCAAUCGGUGUGGAUGCACCCCAUCAUGUGGUCGAUUACACAGGGCGGGGUUUACCUGCCACCUCCCCAAUAUUUAUCCAAGUUGGCACCCCUGGCUGUGGGGCAAUCUCGGAAGCCUUUAAUUUUUGAGGUGGAGAGAUUUCCACUCUUUGAGGGAGGAGGGAAAUGGGGGCCAAUGAGACUCCCUCAUCCUCUGAAGGGAGCAGAUGAGGAUUGGGUUGGAGGUGCCAGACUAGCUGGAAACCCCUUGGCAAACCUCUGCUGGCCUGCCGCCUUAUGGGUGCCAGCGACUCUCUGCCCCAUAGUCCUUGCCAUUCCCCACUUCAUGCAGGGGCCAAGAUUCUGCCCAGGGGUUUGUUCCACAUAGAACAGGGAAGGGUGGGCAAAUGAACCAGAGACAGACGCCAGCUAUGCUUCCACUCCGCCAUUGCAAUCUCGGUCACAGAAUCAUAGGGUUGGGAAGGAACCAUGAGGGUCAUCUAGUCCAACCCCCUGCAGUGCAGAAAUCUUUUGCCCAAGGUGGGGCUCGAACCCAUGAUCCUGGCAUUAAGAGUCUCAUGCUCUGCCGACUGAGCUAUCCCAGUUCCUCUUCAACCAUUACAUAUUUACGCCUCUUAUCAAAGGUGCUUCCCUGGGUCCCAAAAGGCCCACCAUCCCAGGGUGGGUGGGAGGUAACCAGAGGGGGAAAUAGCACCUUUUUGUUUGUGGCUCCCAGUCUAUAUAAGUCUUACUUGAUUGGAGCCAGUCCAGGACCAAGCAAAGAUUCACCACCACCACCAAGUUGCCUGAACAUUUCAGCAUGUUCUGUAUUUUUGUUCUAUGGUAUAGUUUUGCUGGAUUGUAUUGGGUUUCUGGCUGCUUAUCUCUGUGCUUUAAUCUUCGUCAUUUCUUUGUUUUGUAGUCUUAAUUGGUUGUGUGGCACCGAGGGAGUUUUAUAUACCGAAGCCUCCUUUAGCAUCUUACGAUUUAGGUGCAUGGUGUACACUCUGAGCGGCUUAAAAGUCUACACCUAAAUUGCAAGAUGUGGAUGCAAUAGACAUGUUUGCAAACAGGCAUAUAUGCUAGUCAGGGGUACGUGGUUGGCUGCAUCUGCCUGUUGAGCGUGCGUUCACUGAGCAAUGUGUGAAACGUACCUUGGGGCACCAGGCAUGGCUGUGCUUGUGUUUGACUCGGAGAGACACUAGAACACAAUGUGCCUGUGUCUAGGAUCCUUCGUUGGCUGGCUGUAAGAAGAGAUUAUCUAUAGGCAAUUGAGAGGUGAUCUACAUACAGUAUAGCUUCUUCCUGUGUGGGAAGUGUUUCUCUGCCCUGAGAAGCGCAAUGUGUGAAACAACCCCCUUGGAUCUCUGAAACAGAAAUCGGCCUUAGUGUGCACAUUUCGAUAUAUGUAUUGGGCACCUGUAAUUUCCCAAAAGUGGGUUUUAAGGCAUAGUUGGUGGGAGGACAGGGAAUAGGAUUUGGGGCUUCCGUUUGUCUCUUUUUGUCUUAGUAUUUGACUUAGGAAAUGUCUUUGGGUGAGGAAAGGGGAAUAUGUAGGGAGUUAGGAGUCCAGAUUUUAGUCUUCCGUGGGUGAAAAGUGUAUUCUGUCGAGUGUAUGUGUGUUUUGGGGGAGGGAGUUGGCUGUCUUUGAUUUAUUAUUGCUUGCAACUCUAGAGCAGACUCAUUUGUCCAACGUGGCCAAGUCAAUCUCACUCUGUGCCUCACUUAUAAAAUGAAGAUAAUGAUGUUUCUUUGCCAAGCUGCAGGGCUUGGGAGGAUAACUGAUUGGUUGGGAGGUGCCCUGAUACUGUGUUAGCAUUGAUGUUGUGGUUCUGUGGCUGCCAGGCUCCUGGUCUUCCUUUGUAGCCCACUGCCGCGCAUGUUAAUGGAGAGGGGAGAAGGGGGAGAUGUUUAUUUUUGGAGUCAGUCCAGCCUUGAGCAUAAGGAUAGCUCUUACCAUUUUGCCGCUGCCUCCCUGAAUUAUUCUACAGGUUUCGAUAGUCAAGAUUCUGAAUAUUUAAUGCGCUUUAAUCCUCCCUACCAUUCUCACAGUUAAGGUGGUACGUGGCUGGCAUUUCUCCCCAAUCUUUCAAUGUGGUCUUAUGGACUAGGAAAUGGGGGUUCUAGUUCACAUUAUUUUAUUUAUUUACUUAUAUAUUAAAAAUAUUUCCAAACCACUAUCUAUUAAAAAAUAAUAACCAGAGUGGUUUACAAACAAUUGUAUAUAAAUAAAGCCAUUGAAAGGUUAAAAAACAGAAAUCAGCUAAGUACAGUGGUACCUCAGGUUAAGUACUUAAUUCGUUCCGGAGGUCCGUUCUUAACCUGAAACUGUUCUUAACCUGAAUCACCACUUUAGCUAAUGGGGCCUCCUGCUGCUGCCGCACCACUGGAGCACAAUUUCUGUUCUCAUCCUGAAGCAAAGUUCUUAACCUGAGGUACUAUUUCUGGGUUAGCAGAGUCUGUAACCUGAAGCAUAUGUAACCCAAAGUACCACUGUAUUGCAUAAAGAUUGUAUACUUAAUUGCCUGCAAAAACCUGACAAUCACUUUAGAGAUUGCACCAGAAGCGGUUUAGUCCUGCUGGCCACAUGACCUGGAAAGCUGUCUGUGGACAAAUGCCAGCUCCCUCAGCCUGAAAGCGAGAUGAGCGCCACAACCCCAUAGUCGCCUUCGAUUGGAUGUAACUGUCCCAGGAUCCUUUACCUUUUUUUUAACAAUAUAGAAAUUGGGUUUGGGUAGGUGAUUCAGGCAAUUGCCUGAGUAGGGUGGCCCAGACUUGAAGGCUGGUGUGCGUAUAUCCCUGUCUCAUGCUAUCAAUCCAGUACAGUACCGACAUCAGGCAUUGCUUCCUGGGAGAAUUCAAGAUGGCGGCGGCUUGCCACAAAACAGAGCUAAGUGGCAGCUCAUUGGCAAUAAAAAAAAGUGUUGCUGGGCUAACACAUAUGUGAGUGACUGCUGAGUGACUGGCAGCCAGCAGCCAUACUGCAUGGGGACUGUCAACAGCACUGGGCAGGGAGCCAUAACUGGGGAAUCUUUUAAAGUCUGGCCCUGGCAAUCAGGGUUCUUGGUUGUGCCAGAAGCCUACACACAUGCUAGCCGAAUGUUUCCCAAACUUGGGCCUCCAGCUGUUUUUGUACUAUAGUUCCCAUCAUCCUUGCCCACAGGUCCUGCUAGCUGGGGAUGACUGGAGUUCUGGUCCAAAAACAGGUGCAGACCCAAGUCUGGGAAACACUGCACUAGCCUCUCUGAUUCAGACCUUCUCCAAAGUGUAGCUGCUGACGAGAGACACAGUGGCAGGAGGAAGGCCAGUGAGCAUACCUUGCACUCUUCACCUCACACGAUGCUCAUUACGCAAAGGGAGUCUGUAUGAAUUGAGCUAUACUGACUGACCCAAGGAGUUUCGUGGCUGGGAUUUGAACACAGGUCUUCCCCCAGCAAAAGUCUAAUGCUGUUCUUAAUACAUGCAGCCCUCUCUCUCUCUCCCUCUCUCUCAGUUUUUUUCUUCACCUCUUCCAGGGUUAAGCCCUGGGAUUUAAGCUAGGGAGGCACCCUAUCUUAAUGGGUGUACAGUGGUACCUCUGGUUACGAACUUAAUUCGUUCUGGAGGUCUGUUCUUAACCUGAAACCGUUCUUAACCUGAGGUACCACUUUAACUAAUGGAGCCUGCCGUGCCGCUGGCGUGCAAUUUCUGUUCUCAUCCUGAGGUAAAGUUCUUAACCUGAGGUACUACUUCCGGGUUAGUGGAGUCUGUAACCCGAAGUAUUUGUAACCUGAGGUGUUUGUAACUUGAGGUACCACUGUACAGUGGUACCUCAGGUUGCAUACACUUCAGGUUACAGACUCCACUAACCCAGAAAUAGUGCUUCAGGUUAAGAACUUUGCUUCAGGAUGAGAACAGAAAUCGUGCUCCAGUGGCGUGGCGGCAGCAGGAGGCCCCAUUAGCUAAAGUGGUGCUUCAGGUUAAGAACAGUUUCAGGUUAAGAACGGACCUCCAGAACGAAUUAAGUACUUAACCCGAGGUACCACUGUAUAGGAUUAUGUAGCAGUUACAGUCCUGCUGUCUAAACUCUACAGGGAUUCAUAUGUAUUUUGUAACUGGGUUAGGAACUGGGAAGGUGGGACUGUGAGCUAAUAAUAAUAAUAAUAAUACCUUUAUUGUCAAUGUACAACCUGUGUACAAUGAAAUUAACCGAGCCUCCCCCCCGAAAACACUCAAUCUCAUUGCAUUCUGUGUGCUUGUCGCACAACAGAGCAACCCCGAAAGUCAGUUGCACUGGAUGCUGUUACGGUUCCCCACACACACAGAGAGACGGCAGAGAUAUGUACUUGGACAGCUCAAGUGGUGGUGGUCUAACUAGACAGAUUUCAUCAUCUUCACAGCAGAUCAUCUCCUCUUGUGGUUCGGUCUAUGAGCCUCCGCGGGCAGCAUGGGGGUUAAUGGGCCGUGCAGAGUGGUGCUUGCCAUCCUUAUUUCAUAAGUCUGUGUCUGUGCCCAGGGGUCAUUCGGCACAUUAGCCGAGUGCCCAUAAAGCACACACACACAAUGCAGCUCGCGCACGGACCCUAAAUGGUACAUAUUGGUUUCAUGGUUCCUUCCAAGUAUCAGAGAGAUGGGGGGGGGGUUGGAUGGCUUUACAGAUCUCUCUCCUUUUCCUGGAGUGUAGGGCUGGGGCAGAGGGGAGUAGAGUUUGAGGGUCCACAACAGGGAAAUCUUGCAUGUUUCUAAUAAGAACCAGGCAUUGUGUGGGAUGCAUCGCAGAUGAUGCCGCUUACCAAUAUAACACAGCAAGUAUUCGCUCCCGUCUUUCUCCCGCUCUGUCUCAUCUCUGUCACUUCAACACCCGUUAAUAGUUGGUCUCCUUCCACUUGCUGGGGGCGAAGAAUGGAAUUUUCAGAUACUGAGUGAUUGACAGCUUGCUGCAUUGCAUCCCCUGAAGCCUAUUUCACGGCCCCAUACAUAGGAUGCGCUCAGUCAAAUUUCAUUCGCUUUUCUGCAUAAGAGUCCCAUAACCUUAGACCAUGGGUAGGCAAAUUAAGGCCCAGGGGCUGGAUCCGGCCCAAUCACCUUCUAAAUCUGGCCUGCUGAUCUGGGAAUCAACGUGUUUUUACAUGAGUAGAAUGUGUCCUUUUAUUUAAAAUGCAUCUCUGGAUUAUUUUGGGGGCAUAGGAAUUCGUUCAUUCCCACCCCCCCAAAAAAUAUAGUCCAGCCCCCCACAAGGUCUGAGGGACAGUGGACCAGCCCCCUGCUGAAAAUGUCUGCUGACCCCUGCCUUAGACGAUGGUCUAUAUAGUAUGCAGUUUCAUACUAACCCAGUGUGGUGUGGUGGUUAAGAGCAGUAGUCUCGUAAUCUGGGGACCUGGGUUCGCGUCUCCGCUCCUCCACAUGCAGCUGCUGGGUGACCUUGGGCCAGUCACACUUCUCUGAAGUCUCUCAGCCUCACUCACCUCACAGAGUGUUUGUUGUGGGGGAGGAAGGGAAAGGAGAAUGUUAGCCGCUUUGAGACUCCCUAGGGUAGUGAUAAAGUGGGAUAUCAAAUCCAAACUCUUCUUCUUCUUCUUCAGCUGCAAGCCUUUUCCUUUUCACUGUGUUAAUUGCACACUGGGUCAAAGGGGGUGUGUUCAAGAGCAUCAUCCACCAAAUGGUUUUCACUGUAAAGAGACAGUGUGGUAUACUGGCUAGAGUGUCAGACCAGGAGCUGGGAGAGACCAGGGUUCAAAUCCUCACAUGGCUCUGGCGCUCGCUGGGUGACCUUGACCCAGACACUGGCUCUCAGCCUGUCCUACAUCACAGGGUUGUUGUGAACAUUAAAUGAGGAGGAUUGGGGGUGGGGGAACCAUGCACGUUUCUUUGAGGUCCUUGGAGGAAAAGGUGACGUAUAAAUGCAAUCGGUGAAUGUUUGCUGCAGAAGCCCAGCUGUGUCCCAGAGCUUUCCCAUAACAAAAUUCUGCAACAGAAACCUGUGAAAAAUGGGUUGUGGGUGCAGCUGGCAUAUGAAUGCUUUCUAGAAACCCCUUCCAGCGCCACCACGCCAAUCCUGGCCCAUCAUCAAGCACUGGAAGACUGUGCAACACAUUUGCACCCUGAAUAGGGAGCUGGGAAGCUGCCUUACAAUGAAUCAGAUGAGAGCCAGUGUGGUGUAGUGGUUAAGAGCGGUAGACUCGUAAUCUGGGGAACCGGGUUCGCUUCCCCGCUCCUCCACAUGCAGCUGCUGGGUGACCUUGGGCCAGUCACCCUUCUCUGAAGUCUCUCAGCCCCACUCACUUCACAGAGUGUUUGUUGUGGGGGAGGAAGGGAAAGGAGAAUGUUAGCCGCUUUGAGACUCCUUCAGGUAGUGAUAAAGCGGGAUAUCAAAUCAAAACUCUUCUUAUUCUUCAGUCCACCCAGCUCAGUGCUGUCUGAACUGACUGGCAGCAACCCUCCAGAGCUUCAUGCCCCCAGCCUUGCCUGAGGAAGAUGCCAUGUCUUGAACCUGGAACCUUCUGCAUGCAAAGCAGGUGCUGUCCCCCUGAGCUACGUCCAUUUUGGCACUCGCUGCCCAACAGCUUGGCUGUUUCUCAUUGAGGGCAGCCAGUUCCCUACCCGGGUCCUGAAUUAGGUCAAGAAAGCCGGUCCACUCGUCACAUGGCCUUUCAGUCACCUGCAGGCUGGUCUUUUUUUCUGGAACGGAAAGGUAUUGAACGGUGACCUUGGCUGCGCGAGAACAAGAGCGCAACACUUUUGUGCAGAAACGUUGGCCCCCCUCCAUCUCUCACAAAGUGCUGCCUCGUUCGAAGGAUUAAGGAAGAAGAAAAGUCAUUACUGUCAAGAAUGUAUAACUUGUUGUUGAAAUGGAAUACUCAGGAUGAAACCGUGAAAUCUGCUAUGAUUAAAUGGGCACAAGAUCUAGGAUAUAAUAUUAUGUUUGCUGACUGGGAACAGUUGUGGACCACAGGUAUGAAAUUUACGGCAUGUAAUGCCCUAAGAGAGAAUAUUAUGAAAAUGAUAUACAGGUGGUACAUGACACCAGUCAAGCUUGCAAAAAUUUACCAUGCGCCCGAUAACAAAUGUUGGAAAUGUAAAGAAAAUGAAGGUACUUUCUUUCACCUUUGGUGGACGUGCCCAAAGAUUAAGGCUUUCUGGGAAAUGAUAUAUAAUGAAUUGAAAAAGGUAUUUAAAUAUACCUUCUUGAAGAAACCAGAGGCCUUUCUCCUGGGCAUAGUCGGCCAAUUGGUGCCAAAGAGGGACAGAACUUUCUUUAUGUAUGCCACAACAGCAGCAAGAAUACUUAUUGCAAAGUAUUGGAAGACACAAGACCUACCCACCUUGGAAGAAUGGCAGAUGAAGGUGAUGGACUAUAUGGAAUUGGCGGAAAUGACUGGCAGAAUCCGAGACCAGGGAGAAGAGUCGAUGGAGGAAGAUUGGAAAAAGUUCAAAGAUUAUCUACAGAAAUAUUGUAAAAUUAAUGAAUGCUAGAAUGAUGUUGGAUAGAAACUAAGUGGUCUUUAGCUGAAAGGUUACAAGGGAAUAUGAAAAAAGGGUUUAUUAAUAUGUAAAAAUCUAAAAUUACAAUAUUUUUGUGAUUAAUGACUAGGAUACAUAAAGAGGGGAGGGAUUUGCUGAACGAAAUAACUGAACUGGAAUACAAAAAAGGAAGGUGUGAGGAGGUCCUGGAAAUAAGCAAAUGAAGGUCAAGCAAUGAAAGGAAUGAAUUGUUUUUAAAUAUUUUUACUUUGUAUUUUUUCUUUUUUUGUGCGCUUUGUAAAAUCUUGAAAACCUUAAUAAAUAUCUUAUUAAAAAAAAGAAAAGAAAAGUCAUUACUGAUGAAAUCUCUGCGCAUGUAAUUGUUUUGGUUAAAUUAAAACUCUGCUUAUUCCUUCCCUCCCCAGGCCCCCCCCCCUCGCCAGCCUCUGCACACCUUUCUGCCUUUGCCUUGUGCUGUUUCUGUCAUGCUCAGUUGCGCAACGUGAAAGGCAAGGAAUCGACUGGUGUCCUAAAUGGGGAAGAGGCAGGCGCUCAAAUGCAGCCAUCGUUAACCCUUGUUUAGCAACCUGGAUGUUCUUUUCGACAAGAGAACAGCCCAGGCCAGUCUUAAAAAAAAACAAAACAAGUCGGGCUCCAAGCCAGAUCAUUUCAUGGCCCGUGCAAAGGAUUAUAUACCGUUUUCAUUUUGGAUUAGCCUGGAAUAUUAACUGCAGUGUCCCUGUUCCAUGCUUGCAGCGCUGCAACCGUCAUUGAGCCAGUGCAGAGAGUAGUAGGACAGAGUACUGUUUGGCUUGGUGAGGAAAGGCUUCUCCCCAAAGCCAUGGUGGGGGAACUGGAGUGCUUGGUAUUUUUUAAUUUAUUUAAUCGUUUUUUCAAUACAAACAACAACCACAAAAAACACAUACAACAAAAACCACAAUAACACAAUUUAACAUUUCAGAUUUGAGUACCGAUAUACAGUGGUACCUUGGGUUACAUACGCUUCAGGUUAUAUACACUUCAGGUUACAGACUCCGCUAACCCAGAAAUAAUGCUUCAGGUUAAGAACGUUGCUUCAGGAUGAGAACAGAAAUCGUGCUCUUGUGGCGUGGUGGCAGCAGGAGGUCCCAUUAGCUAAAGUAGUGCUUCAGGUUAAGAACAGUUUCAGGUUAAGAACAGACUUCCGGAACGAAUUAAGUACUUAACCCGAGGUACCACUGUACCUAUGACUACACCUUUUUAACAAUAUUUCCCCACCUCUCAUCCCCCUACUUCCCACCACCGUCCGCCUUAUCGCUUAAAUAUUCCUUCCAGAUUUCUUCAUAUUUAUGCAUUCUUAAUUUGCGUCAACAUGCAAUUUGUUCGUAUGUGGCUAGUCCUUAUUGUCAAUCCAUGUGCUCAAUGGAAUCUUUUUGCGGCUCUUCCAAUUCAUCAGAACAAGUUUCUUUGCUUCUAAUAUGGCACGGUGCAGCCAUUUUUUUUGACGAACUGGAGUGCUUGGUACGAAAUGAGACGAUUGGAAUAGUGGGCAUAUCGGGAACCUGGCAGAACACAGAAUAAGUUUAGUACAGGAUUAUCCAAAGGAGAAAGUGGUUUAAUAAUGGGCGAUAGCAACUAUCUUGCCACAUGGAACACAUAUUUUUGAGAUAGCAACUAACUCUGUCACAUCGCUUGGAUAAAUAUACACAGCUUUUCCAGAUACACAGCUUUUCCAGAUAGUUUAAAUGACUGCUACUGUGGACCAUCUGGCUAAGGAAAUUAUUAGAUAACCUAAGGAGAGUUUUGCCCACAUAGCAGUCUGCUCCCACGGUGGCCAACUUGAUGCGUCUGGGAGGCCUACCCCCCCUCCCCAAAAAAAGAAAUUGGGGGGUGUGGCAUUCUACCUCUCCAAAUUCCCAGAAACUGAUAUUCAACGAAGUAUACAGCCUCUGACCCUGGGUGCAGUACAGUGGCACCUUGGUUCUAAAAUUUAAUCCGUUCCGGAAGACGUUCCAAAACCAAGGCACACUUUCCCAUAGAAAGUAAUGCAAACUGGAUUAAUCCGUUCCAGACUUUUAAAAACAACCCUAAAACAGCAAUUUAACAUGAAUUUCACUAUCUAACGAGACCAUUGAUCCAUAAAAUGAAACCAAUAAUCAAUGUACUAUACUAUAAAUAAAACAGUAUUGUAGAUUAUAAAAAUUAAUAUAUUUUUUCUUACCUGCACUGAUGAUAGUCAUUGUUUGGAUGGGGGGGCUUUUAUCCAUUUCCACAGUCAAUCAAUCAAUCAAUCAAUCAAUCAAUCAAUCAAUCAGUAGCUGAACUGUGAGCCACACAAUCACAAAAACAAAUUAACUGAAAAAGCCUCAAAACAAAAAAUGCAAAAUAAAUAGCAAAAACAAAAGCACCAAAUAUAAACUCCAAAUAUCACCUCAGAACACUGCAAUCAGAAACGGAAAGCUUGAAUUACAAUGGGGGGGGGGGACUCAAAUUAGCAGCACAACAGGAAACACGGGGGGACUCAAAAUGGAGCACAUUCGGCUUCUGAAAAGAAGUUCGAUAACCAGAACACCUACUUCUGGUUUUGCAGCGUUCAGGUUCCAAGUUGUUCUUGGACUAAGCUGUUCGAAAACCGAGGUGCCACUGUGUUGAUAUUAUGAGCUAUCUUUCAAGGGCUGUCCCAUGGAAGAUGGAGCAAGCUUGUUUUCUCCAGCUCUGGAGGGUAGGACUCGAACCAAUGGCUUCAUGUUACAAUAAAGGAGAUUCUGAACUAAACGUCAGGAAUAACUUUCUGGCAGUAAGAGCUGUUUGACAGUGAAAUGGACUCCCUUGGGAGGUUGUGGACUCUCUUUCUCUGGAGGUUUUAAAGCAAAUGUUGGAUGGCCACCUAUUGGGGAUGCUUUAGCUGAGAUUCCUACACCGCAGGGGGUUGGACUAGAUGACCCUCAGCGGACCCUUCUGACCCUACGAUUCUGUGAAAUGUUUAAUACAGUACAGACACUCAGUUUGUUCAGGAGACCUAUGUACCUUUUACAGUGCUUUGCUUUCAGAAUUCGUUGUACAUGGCACGGCUUCUUUACCAAUUCAUGAGAGGUAAAUCACUACUAAGGGGGGGAAAACUCCCUCAGGUAAUUAGUAGGCCUGUCACUAAAGAAAACUUAGUUGAUUAAUCUUAUAAGUUGCAGCUGAUUAACUGAUUAAUCAAAAUAUUUCUGAAUUUGCAUAUGGGGGGAACCAAAACUAAUGAAACAAAGCAUACUUCUUUUGCUUCCAAAUGGGGUGUGUGUGUGUGUGUGUGUGUGUGUGUUUGCGCAUGCAUCACGAAGACAUCUGAAGGCAACCCUGUUUAGGGAAGUUUUAAAUGUUUGACGUUUUACCGGGUUUUUAAUAUUCUGUUGGGAGCCACCCAGAGAGGCUGGGGAAACCCAGCCAGAUGGGCAGGGCAUAAGUAAUAAAUUAUUAUUAUUAUUAUUAUUAUUAUUAUUAUUAUUAUUAUUUCUUCGUAGAAGCAGCACCUCCACCCCUUUCUCAUACAAUACAAAUAAAACGCCUCCGAUAAGAAUUGCCUUUCAACUCAUGCCUUGCCAUUUUCUCUCUUAAAUACCUGCCAGCUAAGAUUCCACUUCAUGGAUCUGACAAAGGGAUCUUGAAUCCCUGAAAGCUUAUGCCACGAUGAAUUUCUUAGCUUUUAAGGUGCCACCAGAUCCUUUGUACUUGCUGCUGCAAGAGACUUAACGCUAACAAAGAUGCUUGUUUGAGACUAACGAGAGACUAAUUUCCUCUCUGGAAAUGCUAAUAAGACAGGGUUUGUUUGCCAUCUUCAGUUUUUGUACGCACUUGUAUUUAAAAAUAAAUCAAAAUCCCCUGCUGAUUAUUUGGUCUUUUCUAGUCAAUGAAAUCGCAGCUGAUUAAUUGAAUAUUGCACUCUUAAUAGUUCGGCUCAGUCUGUGGAAACACCGCCUCCUGCACAAUUCCCAGCUCUUUCUAACUUCCCCCUUGCUGGUUCUGCAGUUGCAUUUCUUCAUCUUAAAAGGCACAAGUAGCAAAUAUUCAUCUCUCUAGGGAAAGCUGGCAUUUGACUCACUGGAGAUGUGCUAGUGUCCACCAUCUCUUACCAGCAUCUACCAUAUUUUUCGCUCUAUAACACGCACCAGACCAUAACACGCACAUAGUUUUUAGAGGAGGAAAACAAGAAAAGAAAUAUUCUAAACGAAAUAGUGGAUAUAUGAUUUUUUGUGGUUCAUGCUGUGGCCACAGACAUGUGAUCUGACAGUGAGUUUGGAGUAGCCCAAUGCAAAAAUCCUGAGGAUCCAUGUGGAUCCAUGCUUUGUAACCACGGAGGAGGGAAGGAAGGGGAACCAUGGAUCCUCUGCUCACGACUGCAGCAGAUCCCCCCGCCACCCGCAGGCAUUCGCUCCAUAACACGCACAGACAUUUCCCCUUACUUUCUAGGAGGAAAAAAGUGAGUGUUAUGGUGCAAAAAAUACGGUAAGUGCUGUUUUGUAAAAUAAUAAUAACAACAAUAAUAAUAAUAUCUCACAUCCUUCCAUGUAUUAAUCCCCAUCUUUUCGAUAUUUUAAGAUGAAAUGGAUUUCCCUUUUCUUGCAGGGGGCUCUGUCAGGGUUCCUCUGCAUUGUGAGCUUUGCAGCAUUUCCCUCUCUAAAUUCCAUGGGAUAUAAAACUCCCUUUCCCCAGGGAAAUGAAGAGUAGACAAUCAUCCCUCUCUUUCCUUGGGUCCAGGCGGGCUUUAUUUGCCCAGCCCUCGAGGCAUGUGUGUCACAGUACACUGUCUUGCCUCAUGAGCGGCUGCUGAGCUCGUUAUCCUUGAAGCAGACACAGUUGACAUUGCUUCAUUAGCCUCAUUAGCAGGUUGCUGUGGUGCCAGGCUUUGAAGGCUUUGUAUUAAUUUACAUGCAAACACAUAUUGGGGAGGGUGAGUUGACACUGCGUCCUGGAAUGGGGGAAAGAAGCUGGGGGUAUGCUUUGUUUAACCUUAAAAGCAGAGGCCCUUGCAGUUCUGUGCUAAGGCAUUCGGAAAUUCUGCAACCGCAAAGCCCCUAAUCACACCAUGGUAAGGAGCGAAUGUUACUGUAUGCAUAAUACAGUUCAUUCUUUUUUAAAAAAUGGCAUUCAGAUUUUAUUUUAUUUUACGGUGGUACCUUGGGUUACAGACGUGAACUUCAGGUUACAGACUCCGCUAACCCAGAAAUAGUACCUCGGGUUAAGAACUUUGCUUCAGGAUGAGAACAGAAAUCGCAUGGCGGCAGUGGGAGGCCCCAUUAGCUAAAGUGGUACCUCAGGUUAAGAACAGUUUCAGGUUAAGAACGGACCUCCAGAACGAAUUGAGUUCUUAACCCGAGGUAUCACUGUAUUUUUGUAAAUGGCUGGAGCAGGGAGUGCUGGGACUUAACAGAAAAUCAUGAUGUGGAUGAGUGUACAAGAAGAGGAGAGGAACUCAGAGCAUUGAUAAAGUACAGUACAGUCGCACCUCGGAAGUCGAACAGAAUCCGUUUCGGAAGUCCGUUCGACUUCCGAAACGCUCGGGAACAAAAGCACGGCUUCUGAUAGGAUGCUCCUGCAGCCAACUGGAAGCCGCAGAAGCCCUGUCAGAUGUUCAGCUUCCAAAAGAACGUUUGAAAACUGGAACACUCACUUCCAGUUUUCGAUUGUUCGGGAGCCGGAACAUUCGACUCCCAAGGUGUUCUGGUGCCAAGGUACGACUGUGGGAAAUCCCAUUCUAAAGUCUCAGUGGUUUUCCAGGGCUGCAAUCCUAUGCAUACUUUUUUAUAAAGCCCUACAUGGCUUGCGUCCAAGCUAUUUAAAAUACUAGAUUUCCCUCAUACAAACCUGCCUGAGAUCUUUGGGGAGGCCCUUCCCUUGGUCCCACCACCCUUACAGGGUGGGGAUGCAGGACAGGGCCUUCUCAGUGGCUGCUCCCAGACUGCAGUACUCCUUCCCUAGUGAAGCUAGACUGGUUCCCUCCAUGUUGUUCUUCCACCGACAAGUCAAGAUUAUUUUUGUUCCAACAGGAUUUUGGGAACCGACUGCUUUUAAUUAAAGGGCUGAUGCCAGGCUGUUUUUAUAGAAAUUAUUUGUUAUGUUAUAAAUAUAUGAUGAUGGUGAUGAUAAUUGGGAGUAAACCCUACUAAAUAUGAACAAGAUUGCAGCCUUUUUUCUUUUCUUUUCUUUUUAAAGUAAUAGACAAGUUUGUUUGGUCUUAUCUCCUCAGCCAUUACCUACCACUUAAUUGGUUUUUUGCAUCCUUUAAAUAUGCAAAUUAUUUCACAAUCCUUUUCUCAUCUGGGGGUUACCAGAUUUUCAACUGGCCAGUGUGCAGUUAACAGUUGCUUGGUGUGCAGACAGACACACUGUGAAAAAUUAUGCCUGCUGGUUUCUGCACCUCGUUGUUGCUGUUAAAAGAAAGCAGGAGAGGAGGUUAGAACAUGUUAUCCUAAAACAACAGCCCUGCAAGACAGAUCAUGUGUGUUUAUUUAAAGAGACAUGCAUGCAGGUAUGUUUCCUAUGCCCAUGGAGCAAAUUUCAGCUUUAGAGAGAUAAUUUAAGCGAGGAGAAUAAAGAUAAAGGUACCCCUGACCAUUAGGUCCAGUCGUGGCCGACUCUGGGGUUGCGGCGCUCAUCUCGCUUUAUUGGCUGAGGGAGCCGGCAUACAGCUUCCGGGUCAUGUGGCCAGCAUGACUAAGCCGCUUCUGGCGAACCAGAGCAGCGCACGGAAACGCCGUUUACCUUCCCGCUGGAGCGGUACCGUACUGAAGAGCAAAAAGGUUUCUCCGGAACUUCAGGUGCAUUCUGGUUCCCCUCUCCCUUGGGCCGCUAUAAUUUAUUUCUUUUCAAAAAUGAGAUUCUGAUCCAUCACAUCUAGCAGCUUGUGCCCUUCUGCAUUGUUCAGGCAGGAAGUGCAAGCUGCGAGAGUCUUUUCUUCCUCAAGGCCAUCUUGUAAAUUCAUGGCUGAGCAAGGAUUUGAGUCCGUUUCGAUCUCCCAACUUACUGGACCAUAAGGAAGAGACUGCCUCUUCGUCUCUGGAUUCUUCACACUCUGCUUGAGAGAGGUCCCCACGUUCCAAGCUUAUUCUCGGGUUUUGCUGUCCCAAACAAUUUUUGGUGGCUCUGUGCCCCCCUGGUCUAGAAGGAACCCCACGCAGUGGCUCUGUGCAAGCUGGUCCAUUAGGCCUCUGCGCUCCAACCUCUGUCUGCCCUCAGCCAGCCGCUACCUGCCUGGCUGUAGGCCUUCUCUUUCAUUAAUCUCAGCUUCGCCCAUGGUUGGGGCAGAGCCCUACGCGUGCCAAGGGGCCAGCCCCUGUCACUGCUUUCUUUUGUGACCUUACGUAAUUUCCUCUCAUCAAUUCCAGUAGGUUUCUCACCUUUCCUUUCUCUUGGGAUGCUUAAGAAAGCGCUGCUCCCCUUGACUCAUUCUCCCCCCAAUUAAAAAAAAUCCCGAUAAAAUAUUAGCUGCACAAAAGCUCCUUUUUGGGUUUGGAGGAGUGAGACUCAUCCCUUGUCCCUGACACUCCCAGCAUCUUACAGCACCUCUGUAAUGAGUCACGCGAGCGAGACACACACAAACACCCCACCUUCCACGCUGCCGCUGUUGACGGAUGGGUCUGUUAGCGGCUGUGGCCCACGUCCCCUCCUGCCAGCUCCGUGGAGAUUUAUGCCUUUAAUAUCCCCAGCCGUACAAGGGUUCUCACAGCAGUGAAGCAGCCCCCAGGACAAGUCAGCGUGCGGAAGGGACUUCGUGCACCAAGAGUCUUAGUUAACAGCCUGAAAUGCAGCAGACAGUGGCUGGGAGACGGGGGGGGAGGAGAAGGGAACGAGGCUUGCUUCACAGUCAACCUUUUUCCUGUGUGGAUAUUCUUUGGGUAGUAAGGGGAAAGUGUCUUAUGUCCUUAUGUGUAAUGAGCGCAUGCAUGUGCAGUGAAACAUGCGCACAGGUAUGUGUGUUAAGAGAGGGGGAAGGCUGUAGCUCAGUAGCGGAUUUGUUCAGCUUGUUUACAGACAAUCUGGGGUUCAAUCUCUGCCAUCUCUAGUUGUUGGUAUGUUUUUUCCUUGAGGAUUAGCUAGCAGGUCAUGGGAAAGACCUCCCAUGUUUUGUAAGAUCCUGCACACCUGCCGCCAUCCAGAAUAGGCAGCGCUAAGCUACGUAGACAGAUAACCUGAUGAUACAAGUAAAAAAACUCCUUUUUCCUUAUGAGGUACCCAAGAGCCCAUACAGAGUCCUUUUGUAGGUUCUCUAUCAGUAGGAGAAAAUAACAGCGACCAACCAGAGAAUAUUGAGAAGCGAAGCAGCUAGUAAGCCUCAUCUUUAUUAACUGUUGCAACAGGGUGCUCCCCGACAUAUAGACAUUUUAAAUUGCCCGCCCUGGAGUCCAAGACCACCCCAGAAACAUCAUACAUACAUCACAGAAGGGGUGUAGCCCAAGACCACCCCCCAGAUACAUCAUACCUACAUCACAGAAAAGGCGGUCUACAACAGAAAUCUGAGUGCGUUGUUUAUCUCCUGUCUGGCAAGUUACCUGAUUGCAUUAUCUGGAUUUUGGCCACUCUUUUGUUAUUAUAACUACUUAAUUCCUGAAUCUAGGUCACAGGCUCACACCAUAUCUUGAAUGUGCCCUUAAGAUUUGUAAGGACAGGAUUUGUGAGGAAAGAGACAAUGGGGAGGUUUUCCACUUUGACCUUGCAGGGAAAUAUUUGAGGUCAAUUUGUUCAAGACCUUUUCUGUGGGGUUUCAGACAUGUGGUUUAUAUAUACAGUUAUGAACAUUUUUUUUUUUAUACGUGACCUUAAAAUUCUUAUAACACUGAUCUUGUACAAGGUUGCUUCCCUAUGUACACAUGUCCACACACAAGCUUUUUUUUCCUACAUGGAAGCAAUAGUCGUGUCAGGAAAAAAACAUCAUGUAUGAAGCUACCUAAUAGUACUGCCACUAUCCUGCAGUCACAGCUUUUCACUCCCCAUCUAGCUCUUGCCUAAGACAUGGCCACACUGAGCCAAACCAGUAGCCCACCCAGUUAAUAUGGACAAAUGAAGCUGUUCUUAAACCAGUGGACCAACUCUGUAUAUCUGGUCAGGGUGUGCAUCAGAUUUGGACAAAUCUUGAGCUGAGACAGGGUGCUUCGAGGGGUUUAGGGGCAGGAUUGAUAGCGGGUUUUCCCAAUCUUGGGUCUCCCGCUGUUUUCGGACUACAACUCCCAUCAUCCCUAGCUAUCAGAACCAGUAGUCAGGAUUAAUGGGAAUUGUAGUCCAAAACACCUUGGCACCCAUGGUUGUAAACCCUGAUCUAUAUGAAGCUGCAUGGGAAGGUGGCGCUGUGGGUUAAACCACAGAGCCUAGGACUUGCCGAUCAGAAGGCCGGCGGUUCGAAUCCCUGCGAUGGGGUGAACUCCCAUUGCUUGGUCCCUGUGCCUACUCACCUAGCAGUUCGAAAGCACAUCAAAGUGCAAGUAGAAAAGUAGGUACCACUCUGGCGGGAAGGUAAACGGCGUUUCUGUGCGCUGCUCUAGUUCGCCAGAAGCGGCUUAGUCAUGCUGGCCACAUGACCCGGAAGCUGUACGCUGGCUCCUUCGGCCAAUAAAGUGAGAUGAGCGCCGCAACCCCAGAGUCGGCCACGACUGGACCUAAUGGUCAGGGGUCCCUUUACCUUUAUCUUUAUAUGAAGCUGCAUGAGUUGAAGCAGGGUCCCCUGAAGUGCUUCAUUGUGUCUUGAUGAUUCAGUGGUGGUGGUGGUGGUGAGCUUUGCAGAAACCAAAAGUCAUUUCUCUAGCUUAAGGAAAAUGCCAGACUGAGGCAAGGGGGGUGGGGGUGAAAUGUUCUCCUUUGCAUCUGACAGGUAUAGCUUGUAAUCAGAUGUAUUUAUUUCGCAAGUGCUCUCCAACCCCAAUGCUUUGGGGAAAGGAGCAUCUUUGCAAGAGCAGAACUUGCAUCUCUAAGUCAUUGGCAUGGGUGGAGAGCUGCUUCACAACUGACAGACCUAGCUCAUGAUCAGAGCGAAUGGUUUUACCCAGGAAGCAAAUCCCUUUUAGUUCUUCCCACCCCAAAAUCAAUGGUAAAGGCACUUAGCACAAAAGUCCCUGGGGCUAUUUGACUGCAGUUUGGCAGAUUUCUUAUCCAGAGGGGCACCUCUCACUAAUGCCUGUAAAUUUCAUUUUAAUUCUUUACAAAACACGUGGGAAGUUUAAGUGAUUCCUUUUUCACCCUAAAACUGUAAAAGCUGCCCUUGCAGGAAAAUCACUGUACCUAUCUAUCUGAAAUUUGGCGGUAUCUGCUCUCAAAAGUGGCAACCUUGCCUGCAAAGGUUAUGUAAUUGAAAUACUUUAUUGUCACUUGUACAACUUGUAUACAGUGAGAUUACACGAGCACCCCUCCACUCUGCUCUCUUAGUCUUAAUUCCCCUCGUUUACUGACGCACACCCACCAAACCCAAAAGUCAGUUGCCCUGUUGUUAUCUUUUCAUUCAGCAGCCUAACAGCCCACGGAUAGAAGCUGUUCUUUACCCUGUUGGUGUGACUAAUCACGCUUCUAUAUCUUCUGCCCGAGGGCAGGAGAUCAAGAAAGUGCCGGCCAGGGUGUGAAUCAUCCCUGAGAAUUUUCCUCACUCUCCUGAGGCAACCUUCUUCCGCAAUGUCAUCCAGUGGAUUCAUGGGACAGCCCAUAAUAUCUUGUGUUGUAUUCACCACCCUCUGUAGGCACUUCCUAUCAGUUGAUGUCAAACUAGCGUACCACACCGUGAUGCAGUAUGAAAGGACACUUUCUAUUGUGGACCAAUAGAAGGAGAUGACCAAAUGUUGAUUGACAUCAUUCUUUGAGGAGAUGGAGUCUCUGUUGGGCUUUCUUAACCACCUAGGUUGUAUAGCUUUUCCAAGUAAGGUAUUCACUGAGAUAAACUCCUAGGAAUUUAAAGGAAGAGACUCUCUCCACACAGCCCAUACAUACAUACAUACAUACAUAAAUUCUGCCCAUAAAUAAAUAUUGAAGUGUUGUUUUUCCCCCUUAGUCUUUUAUUUUCUUCCAAAAGGUGUCUUGCACAAUAGCCCCUGGGCCUAUAUGUCUGAAAUUUGGCAGGCUUUAUCCACUUUGUAGGCACUAGUGUGCCUACAAAUUUUAUCCACUUCUGCUGAAAGGGGAGGGAGUUAAAGCCUUUUUUUAAAAAAAAAAUCCAAAUAGUGAAUUAAGGGUGGAUUGGGGGAGAGAAACUAACAGGAUUUGUACAGACUCAGAACAAAAUCAGACAGCCUACAAAGCAAGGUGAGCUGUUUCCCCAAGGCACUAAAUCAUGGUCCGAACUGAAUCUAGUGGAUGGUGCACACUCCUACUAUUUUAGCCUGGUGCUGCCUAUUCUGCAUGGUAACCUGACAACUGCGUUUUGUGGUAACCAAAGUUUCUGAGAAGUCUUCAAAGGCAGCUCUGCAUACAGUAGUCCAUUGUCAGUAGUUCAGUCUAGAGAUGACCAUGGUGUAGAUAGAUGUGGCCAGGCCAAAGCUAUCUUAUGCAAGCAGCCAUUACAAGACUGCAGUAAUGGGAACUUUGCUAAAUAGCAGCAAAAGUCAAAAUGAAAACAUCAAGAGGGAAAUUAUGCAAAUUGUGAAUGUAGGUGUGGAUUCAUUAGAUGGCCCUGCCACCCGGUUAAUUAGGUGGCCCAUAGCUGUCAAUUAAAUCAAGGAUUAUGCCCAUGUGUAUCUAUCAAAGUAGCCUCUGAAUGUUUAUGAUGCAGUAUAUUUGUUAGGUUUUAAGGUGCUACAGGGUUUCUUGUUUUUGCCCUCUAGCCUUCAGGUCAUCAAUCCCACUGUGGAAUAAGGUUCUUUGUAUAGAGCAGGGUGCAGCCCUUCUUCCUUCCUCACUUCUGCCCCCAUCUUGAAAAGCCUGCCGCUGACUCCUGCACAUCUGAGCAUUCAGAGCCUGUUCUGCUUGGUUAUUGUGGUAACUACCUUCUGAUGCAUAUGGGACGCGGGUGGCGCUGUGGUCUAAACCACAGAGCCUAGGGCUUGCCGAUCAGAGGGUCGGCGGUUCAAAUCCCCGCGACGGGGUGAGCUCCCGUAGUUCGGUCCCUGCUCCUGCCAACCUAGCAGUUCGAAAGCACGUCAAAGUGCAAGUAGAUAAAUAGGUACCUCUCAGGCGGGAAGGUAAACGGCGUUUCCGUGCGCUGCUCUGGUUCGCCAGAACAGGCUUAGUCAUGCUGGCCACAUGACCCAGAAGCCGUACGCCGGCUUCCUCGGCCAAUAAAGCGAGAUGAGUGCCGCAAACCCCAGAGUCAUCCGCGACUAGACCUAACGGUCAGGGAUCCCUUUACCUUUUACCUUCUGAUGCAGUACAUGCCACCUGGACCCAGUCCAGCAGGUCACCCAAGCCUAGUGUUCCACCAGUAGGUGCCUUCCUCACUAUCCCCUGUCCCUUGGUGUGGAAGUGCCCUUUAAUGGCACAGGGACAAGAGCUUGAGCUAAGGUGCUAGCACCGCCCCCGAUGAUGCCCAGAGAUGGGCCCCCGAUGAUGCCCAGAGAUGGGACCCAGCUGUGGCUUGAGUACUCCAGUUGUGCCUUCUGUUGGCAUCAGCAGUUCUCUUCAUUCCCAGGUGCUUAAUACCAUCGCACAGAACUGGAGGCUGUUGGUGGAUUUGAUCCCAGCCCCCACUACAGAUUUAGGAAAAACCAAUCCUGGGUGAAUCCACGUUUCGUUAGCUUUGCUUUCGGUCAAGGGGAGGGGAUUUCUGCCUGCCUCUUUGGAAUUUUAUAAUGCCGGGAGGUAAGCGCUGCUUGCAGCCUUUAUUGGAGUUGGCCUGGCAUAGCUUGCAGCCCUUGCCCCAGGCUUCUUGGGAGCCUUCUGCAGAAUUAUACCUGGAUCAAAAUUUAUGCCUUGCGCAGCCAUUUUAUGAGCCAAAUCUGCUUUGAUCCUCUUGAGUUUGGUUGCCAGUUUCCAGCAGUGCACCCUUCUCCCCUGACGAUGCUGGUUAAACACCUUCCUCGUCUGCACGAUUUCAGAGUGUGGCAAUUUCAUUCUCAUUCCUUCCGAGUGUGCCGUGCUCUGCCUGCAGCCCCUCCGCCCUUGUCUAGCAGUGCACUUUACACAGCUUGCAAAAUCGGGAUGCCUUGCAUCUUGGUUUCUCCUGCAGCUUUUAUCUUUUGAAUAGGAUCUUAAUCUUCCUGCCACUCCAAGGUUCGCAGCAGUGCCAUUUUUAUUAUUAUUUUGCCUCUCCAUUGUCUGCAGAGCAUCUGCGAUGUUGUUCCAUUUUCAAAUCCAGCUUUCUAACAAUUUCUCUCUGCAUCAGUUCAUAUGUUCCAUAUGCUUUCACACUGCCACAGUUCUUUCCCGUUAUUGAAAGGUGAAAUAAAAUGCUAUUGAAGCGUGCAGGAGAAAGGCUGUAGCUCGUUGGAUAGAGCAUCCGCCUUGCAUGUAAACGCUCCCAGGCUCAGUCCCCAGCGUCUCCAGGUAGGGGCUGGGAGACCAACCUGCCUGAAGCCCUGGAGAGCUGCUGCCAGUCUGUGUAGACAGUACUGAGCUAGAUGGAGCAUUGGUCUGACUUGGUAUACAGCACAACAGCUUCCUAUGUUCUUGUCUGCAGGCAGUACUGCUGGGCAUCAUGCUAAUUACACUGAUUACCUGGGGCCUGCUGGGAAAUGGACCUUAAUCCACCCUUCACGCAGGACAACUUUUCUUCCAGUUGGUUGGAGGGCAAGAGACUCUAGUCCAGGGCUGCACACUAAGCCUGUGCCAAAGCUGUGAAUUAAAAAAACACAAAUAACUACUCUAUCAGAAUGAGCAGGGAUUCUUCCAGUGGAAAUCUGGGACCUUAUUGCCACUGGCCGCCAUUGAAUCAAUUGCUAUGUAUUGUGGGGAACUGGUUGAGUUUUCACACGUCAGGCAGACAGCAUCAAGGCCAAAACGGAACAGAUAGCCUUUGAAUGAAGCAAAGAGCCCAGCCUGAAGAAGGUUAGUCAAACAGAGUGGCCCUGCCUUUCGGGACAUGAUGAUGAGCAGAACGCUUCUGAGUCAGGCUACAUAAGGCUCCCAGUUCAUCAGGGCCUGGACAGUGCCACAAAUUGGCAGAGGAAGGAUGAAAAGAAGGUGUGUAGUAUAAAAGAAAAAUAGCAAAUUAUUCAGUUAUGGUGUGAUCUGCCCAACUUUUUCCUGGCAUCACAGCUGAAACAGAAGCAUGAAUACCUUCUAAGCAAGUGCUGGUCCAGCCAUCAGCCUGGCCUCUUUACCUUCAUUCCAUGACAAAUGAAUGUCGUCAUCCCCACCAAUUCAUUAUUUGCCUUAUUAAUGGAAAGGAAAGGCUUUUUCCUAAUGUGUAAAACUGCUGGGGGUAGGGAAUGGGGGAGUGACGAGGCUUCAGCAUGGGGAGCAGUUACUUAGCAUACAUAGUCAUAUCCUGCUUUAAAUAUGCAGAAUUGUCCCUUGAGUUUAGCACUGGAGAGGUAAAGGUGUACUUCAGUUUAAGGCAACGAGGGCUUAUCCAUACUUUACCUUUCCUCCACUUUUUCCAGGCACGGUCCACACUUAAAAGCUGAGUGAGCGUUUUUCUGUUGCUCCAGAACUUUCCCCACAAAAAAACCACUCUUUAAAGCUCAAUCGGAGCAAACAGCAAUCCACAGAAAACCCAAAUUGACAUUUGUUCCAAUUGAGCACUAAAGAGCAGAUUUUUGCAGGGAGAGCUCCAGGGUUUAACAACAACAACGAGCGCUCAGACACUCAGCUUUUAAGUGCAGACCCGUGCCUAGGAAGAGUGGGGGAAAAGGUAGGUAUGUGUAAAUAAGCUCUCAGCGUGCUUCCCACAGACGCCCACUGCUUUAAAAACACUGCACAUCUUCUAACACACCGGUUUGACUCCAGCCCAGAGACGCACUCAAUUGUCUCUCAAGACAGACGGAUGCCAAUGACUUUGCUUUAAAUUGCCUUCUGUGUCCAAUAACCAGUGGUGUGGUGGAAAAGGAAGACUAGGGGAGAGCAGCGCUCUAGGAAGUUUUUCUGAGCAGGAGUGGUGAUGCCAUCUGCCAGAGCACUGGGGGUAACCACGGGAUCCUCCUUGUUCUGGCAAGUGAAUAAGGCAAUAACAAGACUUUCCAAUUGGGUUGUGGUUCAGAUCAGCAUAGAGGAAAUCAGAGUGUGGAGAAAAAUAUGCAGACGCUGGGUACCCCUUCCUUAUGGUGGGAUUCCAUUGCAUCCUUCGCUGUGGGCUUAAGGGGCUGCAAGUUCCCUGGGGGCAUUGCUCCACUGCAGAAGGCACCUGCAUGGGCUGUGUUCUGUUGCUACGGCCGUGCUUGGAGUUGUGCUCUGGGAUGGAUGUGGGAUGUUCCUUUGCCCUGCAAUGCUUUGCAACGCAGCUCCCUUUUUCUUUGGUUUUUCCUUUCCCCACCGCUACUCCCAUCUCGAUGUGCACAUAUUUCAUAUUGCAGCCAGAUGCUCAAGAGCAGCUGUCAGCAGCCCUAGGCAAAGCAGCUGUGCACAGGACAGUGCCUUCUGCUUUGGGGUCAUUAGGCUGUUUUCCUUUGGCCUGUUCCAGCAGGUCCUUUCCCCCCCUAAUGCAAUUUAAAUAAAAUGCUCAUAGGCUUACUUUCUCCAAUCAUCUACUUCCAGGAUUCAGUUCUUCAGGCAGUAGAAAGUGAUGGAUUGAUUGCAAAGAACAAGUAGACGUUACAUGUGCUUUAACCAGCUUUUAUAGCUUUAUUGCUGGUUUUAAUUAGUUUUUGAGCAUUUUUAAAUAACUGUAUUACAUUGAUAAAUUUAAUGGGGAUUUUUUUUUUUUGUUCAUCACUUUGAAGUUUUAUUAAAAUCAAGCAUUAUAUACACGUUGUUAAAUAAAACAAAAACAGAUGAAGAAGGGAAUGACAAAUGGCAAGAAGACUCAGAUUAGAAAGGAGAUACAGUAUUGAUUAGCGGGGCUGUUCAGAGCAGCCUCUUCAGGGUUAAUUCUUUUGCCGUAGGAGGGGGAGGGGGGAACCAACGUCCAUUUUGCAAAUUGGCAGGCUGGGAAGAAAUAGGAAAAGGAACAGCUGAGGCAGAAUUCUUCCAGGACUGAAUCAAGCCAAGCUCUUGAGUACAAUUCAUGAGCCUACUAGACUGCUUUUGCCAAGUUUAGGAUUGCACUGUUAAUCAGUUUGAAGUGUUUCCAUUAAUCAGCAUGUUCUACUCUGUAUAUCUGAGGAGUUCAUUCCUACACACUGUAGAGAGAAGUUCUGCAUGCACACACACUAUACAUUUAAAAGCACAUUCAAAGCACAUUUACCCCUCAAAGAAUUAUGGGCAUUGUAAUUUGUUAAGGGUUACUGGGAAUUUUAAAUUGGUGAGUGGUAAACUCCAGUGCCCAGAAAUAUUUGGGUGAAAGAAUGUGCUUCAAAUGUGAUUUAAAUGUACACAGCUACCUCUGGGCCUGUAAUUCCAUAAGCUUUGAGUGGGUAACGUGGUCCUCUGAAUGUCAUUGGACUCUUACCUCCUGGCUUCCCAGUCAGCAUGACCAGCAGUCAGGAAAGAUGGAAGUUGCAGUCCAAUGACAUCUGGAACGCCACAGGCUCCCCACAACUGAAUAAAAAGCACCAAAGUUCUUCAAGGCCCUGAAACCCCCUAUCUAAAACUUUCUUAAAAAUAACAAAACUAUGCAGAGAUUCUCAUGAACUUUGCUCAAGUACAUUGACAAUAAUCUGACUUUGAGUAGGAAACUCAUAUGGUAUGAUAUGCACCAUUCUCAAAAUCUGCUCUUUAACAAAUCCUGUGGCUGGAGAAUGUUUGUUGUGGUAGUGAGCUGGUGGAGAGGCAGAGAGGCUUUGAGUCCCGUCCCCCCCACAUCUGUGCAGGAGGGAGGAAAAACCAUGGGGCAAAUAAUAACAAUAACAAUAAUAUUUGUACCCCACCCAUCUGGCUGGGUUAUCCCAGCUACUCUGGGUGGCUUCCAACAGAUAUAAAAACAUAAUAAAAUAGCAAACAUUAACAACUUCCCCAUAUGGGGCUGCCUUCGGAUGUCUUCUAAAAGUCAGAUACAGUGGUACCUCGGGUUACAUACGCUUCAGGUUACAGACUCCGCUAACCCAGAAAUAUUACCUCAGGUUAAGAGCUUUCCUUUAGGAUGAGAACAGAAAUCGUGCUCCGGCGGUGCGGCAGCAGCAGGAGGCCCCAUUAGCUAAAGUGGUGCUUCAGGUUAAGAACAGUUUCCGGUUAAGAACGGACCUCCGGAAUGAAUUAAGUACUUAACCCGAGGUACCACUGUAGUUGUUUAUUUCCUUGACAUCUGAUGGGAGGGUGUUCCACAGGGUGGGCACCACCACCGAGAAGGCCCUCUGCCUGGUUCCCUGUAAUUUCACUUCUCGCAAUGAGGGAACCACCAGAAGGCCCUCGGAGUUGGACCUCAGUGUCCGGGCUGAAUGAUGGGGGUGGAGACGCCCCCUAAGGUUAUACUGGCCCGAGGCCGUUUAGGGCUUUAAUUGUCAGCACCAAGACCUUGAGUCGUGCUCCGAAAUGUACUGGGAGCCGAUGUAGAUCCUUAAGGACUGGUGUUAUAUGGUCCCGGUGGUUGUACAAGUGGCAUUUCCAAAUGUUAGCACGCUGGGGUGUAUUUGUGCUUUGCUGUGCGUGCUUAGUCACCCUUCUCCUGUUCUACAUGACAAGGAAAUCAUAUUCCCCCUCUGGGUCAAUGUCAAAGGCAUUUUAUUGGCAGGAGAAAGAAGACAAGUGUUCCCGGAAUUUAAGGGGUAAAUUCUUUUUUUGCUCUGGAAUAUGUCAACACGAUGCCUGGAACACAGCCAUCCCCAGGGACCUGACCUGAUGGGUGGUUUGUUUUUGGUUUUUUUUAAGUUUUAAAGGUUCCUUUUCCAUCUCUGACUCAGUAACAGGCACCUGCUGUUGGAUAAUGCUAUAUCCAUUGCCUGCUUCUUUCUCCCAGGAUUGCGCAUUAAAAAUAAUUAUUCUCCCAAUCCAUCUAUUUGAGGAAGUUUCUUUCGUGCUUUGGGCGAAUUGUUGCAGGAAGGGUGUGUGUGUGAUACCUGGCUCAGUCAGGACCAGACUAAUGGUGAGGUCUGGAGAUGUCAGGUCUGCUGAAUUAUUAUUAUUCUUUUGUUUAAGGCUGGGCUGUUUGUGCCAAUAUGUAUUGUGGAGAAAGGUGGGAUUAACCCUUUCCCCUCUCACUGUUUUUUCCAUUUAAUCACCCCAGUCCUGAAUUUGUUUCUAUCCUGCAAGUGAAGGGGCAGUGGGGAAUUCUGGUACCUUUAUGCAAUCAGACAGCAUAAUCAGAGAUUCGAGGACAUGAUUUGUGCCUGGCGUUCUCUCUCCUUCCCACUUUCCCGCAUUUAUACAUGCUCAGUUAUUACUAGGUGUGAGCGUGCCUUAAAGUCCACAUAUUUCACUAUAGCAGAGCCAUUUUCUACCGUAGCAGUUCUGUGCCGUUUUAUUGCAGCACACAAAACUGACAGUAGCUUUGAUUCGUCCCCCCCGCCGAUAAUUCAGAAGUUGUCAUUUUAAUUGGCGGCCUCGUGAUUUGAGCGUUUUCGAGAUUUGAUUGCUGGCUUGUUUUGCUUCUUGAGUCACUGGGAGUUGCUUGGCGCCCGGUGGGGAUUAAAUGUAUAUAUGAGUGGAUUGUGUUUUGAUUAGCGCUAGUUUUGUUUUUAAUUAUCUAGCGCAUGGCGGGUGGGAGGGACAGGACACACACACGCCAGGAGUCUUGAGUGCUUCGGUUUAAGAGAAUGUUACAGAUGGAAAGUGUCCGUCCCCCCCUUGUUUAUUUAUUAGAUGUCUCACCUGCCCUUCAUCACAAGGUCUCUGGGCAAGAUACAGCAACGGAAUAUAAAAUUAUAAAAACAAAUAAAACCAUUGCGGCUAUAAAGACACGUAAAACAGCACAAUAUUUAGUACAGUGGUACCUCAGGUUACAGACGCUUCAGGUUACAGACACUUGAGGUUACAGGCUCUGCUAACCCAGAAAUAGUACCUCGGGUUAAGAACUUUGCUUCAGGAUGAGAACAGAAAUCAUGCUCCGGUGGCACGGCAGCAGCAGGAGGCCCCAUUAGCUAAAGUGGUGCUUCAGGUUAAGAACGGACCUCCGGAACGAAUUAAGUAUGUAACCCGAGGUACCACUGUAUAUGUUGUGUCCGACAUCUUCCUUUCCACUGCAGCAAAUCAGGCUGCCACCAGCUACAUUUGGGUCUCAAAGCUGGCACAAGUGAGCGCAGUUCACACUUGGCCAACGUGUCAACUCUCGUGAUACCUGUGCCAUGUUGAACUUUCACUGGAUUUCUGCAGGGAUCAUGAGACACACCGAACCCUUCUAUUUCCCCCUUGAUAUGGAACUUGAUGCUGAGCCUCUGUAAAACCUCCCAGCCUUAUUCCUCCCUUAAGGCAAGGCAGCCUCAGUCCCAGGAGCCAAAUGCAAGCCUCUCUGGCCCUUGGAAUUCUCCCCAGACCGCACAGCCCUCACUGGACUUGCUUCCUAAGAAUGUUAAGAACAGCCUGCUGGAUCAGACCAUUUGCCCCUGUAGUUCAGCAUCUUGUUCUCAAAGUGGCCAACCAGAGACCUAUGGCUUAUUGUUGAGCUCCAAUUUUACAUUUGUUGUUCUGCUUUUGCCUCUGGCCCCAUCCUCCACUGCCAUGUGGCCCUUGGAAGGUUGCAAAGAACAGAAUGCGGCCCUCAGACUGGGGAAGGUUCCAUGUCCACAUGGCUUUAAAGAGCUGGAGCAAACCAGACUGCUAGUAGAACUGAGCUGAGUGAGCGUGCAGCCCGCUGGGUCGAAGGUCAUUCUGAGUAUACAAGCACAAACCUUCUUUGAGGACCCUAAAGUGUGAGGAGAGAGUUUGUGCCGCUGCAAGAUGGCCUGUUGGAAGAUUAGGUUACAUUAAGCUGUAAUUUCUUCAAUGUCUUUCCACGCACAAAAACUAAUAGUGCUCAGAGCAUCUUACAAUAUAGGUAGCGGGUGGCGCUGUGGUCUAAACCACUGAGCCUCUUGGGCUUGCUGAUCGGAAGGUUGGCGGUUCGAAUCCCUGCGAUAGGAUGAGCUCCCAUUGCUCUGUCCCAGCUCCUGCCAGCCUAGCAGUUCGAAAGCAUACCAGUGCAAGUAGAUAAAUAGGUACCACUGUGAUGGGAAGCUAAACGGCAUUUAUGUGCGCUCUGGCACUUGUCACGGUGUCCCAUUGUGCCAGAAGCAGUUUAGUCAUACUGGCCACGUGACCUAGAAAGCUGUCUGUAGACAAACGCCGGCUCCCUCGGCCUGAAAAGUAAGAUGAGCGCCGCACCCCAUAGUUAAGUUUGACUGGACUUAACUGUCCAGGGGUCCUUUACCUUUACCUUACAAUAUACAAAAUGGACACAACAAUAAGAAUAAUACAUAAAAGCCCAGGAAGGGCUGGGGAAACACUGGCUCCAGAAUCAUUCAGUUGGUAGAGCAUGAGACUCUUUAAUUUCAGGGUUGUGGGUUUGAGCCCCCGGUUGGGCAAAAGAUUCCUACAUUGCAAGGGGUUGGACUAGCACCACAGUUCAAGAAGGACACUGACAAACUGGAACGUGUCCAGAGGAGGGCAACCAAAAUGGUCAAAGGCCUGGAAACGAUGCCUUAUGAGGAACGGCUAAGGGAGCUGGGCAUGUUUAGCCUGGAGAAGAGGAGGUUAAGGGGUGAUAUGAUAGCCAUGUUCAAAUAUAUCAAAGGAUGUCAUAUAGAGGAGGGAGAAAGGUUGUUUUCUGCUGCUCCAGAGAAGCGGACACGGAGCAAUGGAUCCAAACUACAAGAAAGAAGAUUCCACCUAAACAUUAGGAAGAACUUCCUGACAGUAAGAGCUGUUUGACAGUGGAAUUUGCUGCCAAGGAGUGUGGUGGAGUCUCCUUCUUUGGAGGUCUUUAAGCAGAGGCUUGACAACCAUAUGUCAGGAGUGCUCUGAUGGUGUUUCCUGCUUGGCAGGGGGUUGGACUCGAUGGCCCUUGUGGUCUCUUCCAACUCUAUGAUUCUAUGAUUCUAGCUGAUCCUCGUGGUCCCUUCCAACUUUACAAUUCCACAAUCUUCUACAAACACCUGUGCCUGAAACCCUGGAGAGCUGCUGCCAAAACUGAGCUGGAUGGUCUGACUCAGCUGUAGAGAUUUAAUCUUGUUUUAAAUGUAUUUGGGUAUUUUGUCUGUGUUUUUUAUUGUUUUUUUUAACUGUUUUGAAUUACCUCGUGUGUAAAUUGCCUUAAGGUUGUGGUUUACAAAUCCCGCUACAACUGAAUGUGGCCAUUGGCCAUGCUCGCUGGGGCUCAUGGGAGUUGUAGUUCAGCAACAUCUGGAGCGGCAAAGGUUUCCCACACCUGCUUCAAAUCAUACUCACUUGGUGAAUACAAGAGAGAGACCUUUUCUGCAGCAGCAACUCUCUCAGGAAUUUCCUCCUCAGGGGGAAUUUCUCUGCGCUUUUAAGCUUUGCUUGAAAACAUUUUGAUUUAUGAUUAGUUUUAAAGCUGUGUGUGCUGACUUGCUUUUCACAGAUUUUCUUAGAUUGGCUAGUGUAGGUGUUUGUGUUUGUGUUUGUGUAUGUGUAUGUAGGAUAUAAAUCGAUCCAUCCAUCCAUCCAUUCCUGAAAAACAAAAGCCUUACAACCAUUCUGAGGCAGAGUUUCAAAAUGACUUUUCGGGGCCAUCUGCCGAGAAUCUGAUAUCAAGAUGCCCAGAAAUAUCUUUUUAUUGGAUUCUACAACUUUUUUGCCUUCCUUGGGGACUGCCAGCCAGCCAGUGUGUGCUAAUGAGCAGAGUUGGACUAGAAUUUGAGGUCCCUUCCCUGCCACAGGCAUAUUUGUGACCUUUGGGAAACCACUUUCCAUCCCAGUUCCCCCUCUGUAAAUUGAGAACGAAGAAUGAUAAUACACGUAUAGCGAACCACUUUACAAAUCGAGGCGGCAAAAUGCUAUAUAUAAGUGAUAAAUGGUGGUACCAGGAACGCUUCCAUGGGCUUCCAAGGAAUUGCAAGAUAAAAUGGAAGAGGAUGUUUAAAUUGGCUUAUUCUGUUUAUAUAUAGAAGGCAAUGAACAAUUGAACCAUAAAAACAAUUACUGAAACAGAAUGCCUGAACUGGAGCAAACGACAGCAGGAGAAUAGUAACCGCCUCAGAUAUUAAGAGGUUGCACAAAUAGAUCGGCUUUUAUUUAAAUGUAGCUAGAGAGUGAGGGCUCGGUGGAAAACUUUUAUGGAAGCUGUUCCAAAGCUGCAGUAUCUCAAGUUACGAGGCCCUAAGACAGAUACUGCAGUGGAAGUUCAAAGAAAGAUAGCACCCGGAACAACAUUAUCAUGUGAGGAUUGGCAAGCAGUUUGUGUUAGGAUUGUCCUACUCUCGUGUAGGACCCUGGCAGAGACACAUGCCCGACUGGCAUGUUCUAUCCCUCCUGGUCGGUCGUUCGGGAGCUUCAAAACCUUUGUUCAGCCCGAACUUCACAGUGACUGAUACCAAGAAGUAUCAGCACACUGCAGAGUAUUUGCAAUUUGCAUAACAGAACUCAGUAGCACAGCAUUUUGGCUAAUCUACAUUUAUUUACCUAUACAGUCAUGCCUCAGGUUACGAACACUGUGGGUAACGCGUUUUUGGGUUGUGGACUGUGCCAAACACGGAAGUACUGGAACGGGUUACUUCCGGGUUUCAACGCAUGCGCAGAAGCGCCGAAUCGCGUCACGCACGUGCGCAGACACGGCACUUCAGACUGCGGAUGCUGCGGGUUGCGAAUGUGCCUCCCGCACGGAUCACAUUCGCAACCAGAGGUAUGACUGUAAUACACUCAAAGCAUUCUGCUUUAGCUCCUUCCUCUUUCUCACCAGACACCAAAGAGAGAAAGAACAAAGGACAAUAGUCCCACUUCACAGAACACAGUAACACAAACAUCCUGUCCCUGCCACUUCCCACACUGUGGAAUGAAAACAUACACCGUCAUGUGAUAGACAACAAUCCCAUGACUGCAAACACGGAGGAAGAAUCCUAACAGUUUGAUCAUCAAGUUCCGGGUGGGUCACGUUAACAAUGAGGAAAAUACCCCAGUUCUGCUUUCCAGCCCCCAUUUUUGACAUACAGGGAAUGCUGAUUGCUGAACUUCUGACAGCAGGCUAAUCUGUGGGGAUUUUGUCUCAGCUAACCUGGUCGCUUGGCACGUUUGGUUUUCAGAUUCCACUCCCCUGAAGUAUAAGGAUUUGGAUAAGCUCCAGCAUUAAUUUUAGAGGGGGGUAGUGGUGGUGGUGGUGCCUAAUUAGUAGCUUCUUCAAUGUGUAGAACAUUGAGAGCUUUCUCCUCUGAUGCACUGAUGGCUCCUCUGAAGUUUCCCAGCCCAUUUAUAAUUAGUCCCAGGUAUAUAUAACUGAACAUUUUCAGACUCUCAUUCUCUCUGUAGGGAAGGUAACAUACAGCUUGUUCUUUGUGACUUGCAGUCUCCUGGUGUUCUUAACAUUCUAUUAUGUAGAAAAGAUGACGUUUUCUUUUCCUAGCUGAAAGAAAUUUAGAAUGAAAAGAUGUAACGUUCUUUAAAAAGUCACUGUGGUUUUAUUCACUGUGGCUUCAGUUUCCUUAUAGUGUACAUAAUAUUUGCAAGUCAUAUGCUGGGUCAGCUCCCAGCAUCACCCUUCAUGUUUCAGAAAGAAAGGCAUGUUUCAUCUUUUAAAAAUAGUUAACAAACAAACAAACAUUCACAUCUCACUUUACCAAAACAAAGCAUCCCCUCACAAAUAUUUCAAAAUCAGCUGCAUAAAUGCUGUAAGAAUGAUUUCUGGGGGAAUAGGUUGAUGAUGUUGCAGGCACUAGCCAGUUAAACCCACCAUGAACAGGUUUCCCUGGAAAUGCCAGAAACUUACAAAAUCAGUUUGUUUUUCUGAACGCAUUCUACGAUGCUAAAAUGAAGGUGUGUUUUCAGGGUGUUUAACCAAUCACCAUCAUAAUUCGAAUGCUGUGUCCAUCUUUACUCUUAAAACCCAUCAAAACUGGAAUAGUCUAACCUGUUUUCAUGUUGGUGUGGCAAUUUAAAGGGGGGGUGGGGUUUGCCACUAGUUCCCCUUCCAUCCGUUCACUGACAGCGUAUUAUAAAAACCAGAUUGGCAGAUUGGUUUGGGAACCACGAACCAUGACUAGACUGGGAUUCAGAUUUCACCUUGUACAGUAUAUGACAUUAGCCUGAAGGCCUUUUCUCAACCAUAAAGCAGCCUUCUAAAGGGGCACUUUGUGAGACGGGAGGAGAGUACGUAACCUGUUUAUCUCUGAAUCUGUCCACCCACCCACCUGCUUUUUCCCUAAUGGGGUCCCAUAACUGUUGGGAGUAAAACAGUCGGAGGCGAGUUGCAAAGGAAGAGUACUUUCCAGUGGAAAAUGGGCUCUCAGUGUAUAUAACUGAUAGCUGCAGUUCAGCCCUGACAUGAGGCUAUUGACUCCCCUUUCACCUUAAGGAUCUGUUCCAGACUCACAAGUCCUCCCUUCUUUAAAAGGUCUUUUGUUUAUGACCCAUAGGGUGCCAGUAUUACAGAACAUGGAACUUUCUCUGUAGUUCAUCUUAGGAAGAUGAUGGUGUAACUAUGCCAUGAAACAUAAUAUGAGGCAUUUUCCUGGAGCCGUUUGUGAGGAAAGGCUAGCAGGCCGAUGAUGUACAAGCAGGAAAGCACUGGGUGCAAGUUACAUCAGCCUCCUUUUUAGUCGUGUAUGUGUGAUUUAAUAUGCAAAUCUUUUUGCAAUAUUUAUCCGAUCUAUUAUUAUUAUUAUUAUUAUUAUUUAGAUGAUUUAUAAACCACCCUUUGUAAAAGCCACAGGGUGGUUUACAUAAAAUCGAUAAAAUAACACAAUCCUUCGAAAACACGUAAUAAGCUUAAGACAGUUCUCAUUUUUUUUUAUGUUGAUGAACAGAAGACCUUCGAAUUAAGGCAUAAUUCCACACACACACACACACACACACACGAACUGUUAUAAAUACAUAAAUACAUUUUUUUAUGUUGAUGAACAGAAGACCUUCGAAUUAAGGCAUAAUUACACACACACACACACACACACACACUCACACAGGAACUGUUAUAAAUACAUUUUUUUAUGUUGAUGAACAGAAGACCUUCAAAUUAAGGCAUAAUCACACACACACACACAUAUCCAACAACUGUUAUAAAUACUGAUAUAUACUGCCUCUGCACAUGAGGGCUUCAAAAGGGCCACCACAGCAAAUAGCCAUGGAUAGGCACAUCCUCAAUUAGUAUGGCCUUAUCUCUUUUUAAAGCCGCCUUAAGUCUAACCUAGUGGCUGCCACAUCUUGUGGAGUGAAUUCCCUGAAUUGAUUAUGUGCUGUGAGAAGACGCACUCCAUUUUGUCUGCCCUUAAUCCCCUGCCUAUCAAUUGGGUUUUUGGUGAUCCUGAAUCCAAUGCAUUGUCAAGAGAGAGGGACAACUUUCCCAGCAUUACGUUCCUAAAGCAGGCAAGCCUACAUUUCUCCUUUCGAGGGUAAGAGGACUUCGGUUUGUUUAUUGACCAAACCAGAGGACGUAAUUUUGGGAGAGAGGCUCAUUCCUCUAACGUUUUAAAACCUUAGUCCAAAAAGUUGCACCAAAGGCUUAAAAUUGGGUGAAGCAAGCAGUUGUAUGUGUGUUUUUUGUACACAUUUGUUGGUAAGCAGCUAUACCAUACGGAUGCAGUCGGUUACAUUCUUUACAGACGAGAAAUACGUUUAGCUGUUGUGAAUUAAAAUGUGAUUAACAGAUUCCAGAUUGGACUUUGAGGAGGGGGAGGAGCAGCUGCUGCUGCUGCUGCUGCCAUUGCAGCAAAUGUGUGCAAUGCCAAGGUUCCCUCAGGUGAAGUCUUCUCUGCUCUUGGAUAACCAGUCUGUUCCAGCCGAGAUUCAUCCAAGGAAACCAUGCUUCAGCUCAGGCAUGGGAUCACAGGGCUGCUAUUAUUUAUUAUUUACAAUAUUUCAAGGCCUCCCUUUGCAGACAAAUCAAUUGCAGGGUGGUUCACCACCGAUUAUGCAACCAUUAUACGCAGCCUAAAAUGCAAGUGCGUUCAUUAUAUGCUUUCACAGGUGUAUUUCUACUCACUUUGCACCCCCCACCUGUCUGCAUUUCAAACAGUAGGUUAUAUUAAAGGCUAGAUUAAGCAACAUAAAAACAAUAACAAAAAAACACACCACAGGAAUAUUCCACAAUCCACAAAGAUUAUUAAGGGCCUAAAAUAAGUGCCACAGGUGCAAUAGAAAUAGUAAAAUAAACCCUGAAGGGGUACUUGGAAGCAGGCAUGAAGCAGCUCAGGACCUCAAGGAUCGCCUCUUUCCAUAUGAACUUACCCAGACCCUGAGGUCCAGAGGGUGGCAACACGAGAACGGGCCUUCUCUGCAGUGGCUCCCCAUCUGUGGAAUGCUCUCCCCAUGGAAGUUCACCUGGCACCUUCAUUAUACACCUUUAGGCGCCAAGCAAAAACAUUCCUUUUGAACCAGGCCUUUAGUUGAUCUGAUUUACAUCCUAUGCCCUUUUAAAAUGUGGUUUUGGCGGGGGGGGGCGCUAUUGGAUUGUUGUUUCUAUUUUUGUUAUGUAUUUUGUGGUUUUAUAUCUUGAUUUUAUUCUGUGAACCGCCCUGAGACCCCCGAGUAUAGGGCGGUAUAUAAAUUUAAUUAAUUAAUUAAUUAAUAAUAUCACAAAAUUAAAAAAAUGAUGGUGGAGUAGACCCACUGAAAUUAAUGAACUUGACUAAGUUAGGCCCAUUAAUUUCCAAGUACAACUUAUUUGAGAUAUCACCCAGUGCCAUCCAACUCCAUGAGCUUUUUGCUAUCAAAAUGUCAUAUCCAGUUGAUUUUAGAGAUGCAUAACUGAGGCAUAUCAAACAAAGAAAAGGCACGCUCUUACAUACAAACUUCUCUAGCCUGUUACGACUUCUUGGAGAAAUCUUAUAUGUAUUUGUUUAUCCUCUGCAUGUAUUUCUUCACCCUACCUUUUUGCCCAAAACCUACAUGGAGGCUCACAUGGCAUUAAAACCCCGCAGUCUUCUUUCUCAAUUGCUGAAUUUUGAUUGGGAUAAUUUGGCUCUGGCUCAUUCUAAACUGCCAGAAGGAGCUGGUGUUGGUUGGCAUCUCCCUCAGUUUGUGCUAAUUUUUGCCUUGUGUUGUGCUUUUCGUUUUCCUCCCCCUUCUGGAACGGCACUGGUCGAUAGUCACACAAUAUGUUACAAUAGAAUAUGAAUCCGUUGGUGUCCAGGUUUUGUGUAUUUCAUACUGGAAGUGGAUCUUUUCCCCCCUGAGUAACAUCGUAUAGGUAGUUUAUCCAGCAGUUUCUCUUUCUUUUAUUUUUCCUUGUGUUUUCUAGGGGCUAAACACAGUAGCAGCAAACAUACGUAUUUUAACCCUUCUAGGAAAAAGCAGCUUCAGAGGGAGGUGGUUUUCAGCAAAUAAGUGGCAGGCAGAGGGUGCUUAACCCUUCUCUCACCAAUUUUCCUGCUGUGAGCAGCUUUUCUCCAUCAUAAGAUAUUCUUGACUUCUGUUUGCAGAGGCAAACACAUCUGGCUUCCAGAGUUGGAGCAAGUGAAGGGGGGCGGUUUACAGGGGGAAAUCAUCAGGUGGGGAAGGGUUAAACACAGCCUUCCUCCUACACUUUACCACUGAAAAUUGCCCAUUCCUCUGCCUUGGAAGGAACAGCAGUUGGGGGUUACAUACCCAAAAAUGCGUAGUUUGGCCAGGAGGCAGAUUAGUUAUUUAGCUCUUGGGAAAGCAGAGUCUGAAGUCUUCUCCACCUGUGCUAAUGCUUUCCUGAUUUGUGGGGGCUUGGAAGGGAGGGGGCGUUCAGUCACUGCUAGAAUCCCAUAGCGGACAGUUUCCUCCCUGCACCGUUCAAUGUCUCUGAAUCCACAAAUCCACUCGUUUUCCUGCAGGCGACUGUCUUUUCUGUCUUUCAUGCCUGCUUCCAAGUACCCCCUUCGGGGUUUAUUAUGGUGGGUAGGUGCGUACAGAAUUUCAAUUCCUGGAAAUCUUUGCUCUCAUGAUCACGGAGGACGUGUUAGAAUACAUGCACAGAUAAGCGCUUUUGAAAACUUCAGCUGCUCAGGGGUGAGGGGAAUACGCAAUGGCUCUGCAUCUCUUAUCAACGCUCUCUUAACUGUUCCUUACUUGGAUAGUGAGCUUGACUGACAGGGAAACCUCAUCCAUUAAAGGGGGGGGGGGAUGCCAGCAAUUACUGCAUGGCAUGAAAUUUCCAGUGAAGUUAAUGCACAGAUUGCAUAUCUGUUUCACUCCAUGGUGGUGGUGCAGAGAUCUUUCACCUUGUGGUAAGAUGUCCCUGUUGUUGCUUUGGGGAGGGGGGAGCAAAACAUUAACCCAUUCUGCCUAUUGGGGUUAAGCUAGGAUGCCUAUUUCAUUCCCCCACCCCUUCCCAUCACCUAGGCCAGCCUUCUGAAACUGGGUGCCCUCCAGAUAUUAUUGGGACUACAAUUCUCACCCUCCUCAGUGAACCUCAGCCUUCCAUAGCCCACCAGGCUGUGGGAAGGCUGGCCUAGGUGAUGGAUGGGAUGCCGAUGGCAAAUUUUGUGACGUGAGGAAGAUUCUUCAGGGUUCUAGUUAGCCCCAGGUGCAAACACUGCCCCAGGCUGCUGCUGUCAAUGCAAAGGUUCAUCUUGCUGCUUUGAUGAUACUUGAUGGUACCUCUCUCUCCCCACAGGUGAGGGAGCUGCCUGCAACCCCAAGCUCAUUCAUUCCGUGGACUAUGCCCACACCUCCAUGCCCUCUCAGCCAUGGAGACUCCCAUGUUCGACACUAUCCUGGAGACGACGGACGGUGUGACCCCUGACCCCAGCUGGACACUGCCCUACCCGCUGGGCUUCCAGGUCUCACUGACGGGCUUCCUCAUGUUGGAAAUCGUACUGGGCGUCAGCAGCAACUUGACCGUAUUGGUGCUGUAUUGCCUCCAGGCUGGCCUGGUGGACUCUGUCAGCAACAUGGUGACCAUGAACUUGCACGUGCUGGACGUGCUCAUAUGCGUGGUGUGCGCCCCGCUUACCAUGGUGGUGGUCCUGGUGCCCCCCGACCGGGCCGCCACACUCCUCUGCUGCUUCCACGAGGCGUGCAUCACCUUCAGCAGUGUGGCCACGGCCACCAAUGUGCUGGUGAUCAGCCUGGACCGCUACGACAUCUCGGUGCGGCCGGCGCAGCGCGUGCUGACCCCGGGCCGCGCCAUCCUUCUCCUGGCUGGCGUCUGGGUGCUGUCCCUGGCUGUCUUCUUCAUACCCUUCCUUGAGGGCGAGCUGGGCCACGCCAGCACGUGGCAGAACCGCACCGUGCUCUGCGUCGGGCCCGAGGAGUUCCACGCUGAACUUGGCACCUCCUACCACCUGGCAAUCCAGAUCCCCACGUUCUUCGCCGCCGUGGCCGUCAUGCUGGUGACCUACGCCAAGAUCCUGCAGGCCCUCAACAUCAGCAUCGGCAGCACCUUCAAGCGCAGCCAGCGCCACAAGACCAAGAAGAGGAAGCGGCGGAAAUCGGCAGAGCCAAGCGGCAGCGUGGCGGCCGGCGGAGCAGAAGCCAAGCGGCUCUCUCAGCCCGUGCCGGCGCUGCCGACGCCACCGCCCAUGGGGGUGCAAGCCUCGGUCUCUGUGAUCAUCGCCCUGCGGCGAGCGGUGAAGCGCCACCGUGACCGGAGGAAGCGCCAGCGGCGGGUUUUCCGCAUGUCCCUGCUCAUCAUCUCCACCUUCCUGUUGUGCUGGGCGCCGCUGUCUGUUGCCAACCUGCUGAUCCUGUGCCUGGGACCCAGCCCCCUGAUGGGCAAGCUGCGCGUCUGCUUCCUGGCCAUGGCCUACGGCACUACCAUCUUCCACCCGCUCCUCUACGCCUUCACCCGCCAGAAGCUGCGGAACGUGCUGCGCAGCAAGCUGAAGAAGCGAGUGGUGUCGGCCCUUCAGGUGGACCCCGCGCCCGGCGGCACCGUCAUCCACAACUCCUGGGUGGAGCCGCCCCGCAAAAGCUGCAAGGGCCGGCUGCGGAGUAGUGACGGAGCCGAGCGCUGCCUGACUGAGGCCGCUAAGGAGUGAGGCGUAGGGGGCCGAGCCCUCAAAAUGGAGGUUCAGCAGAGUUUGGGGGUGGGCGUACGAAUCUUCCGCCUCGCCCAAGCUGGUGAGCGGCGAGUGCCAAACACUGAAAGGGGAGGGAGGCACAGAGGCCGCCAGAAACUACAACACCGGUGCUAACCCUUCCGCCAGAAGCCACUGAAUGAGAGAAGUGGGGGUGAGCAGAUGUCUUAACGAAGCAGCGAGGGUCAGCCAUCGGCGCCUUGCCGAAACCCCAAGGGUUUCUGGGUAGGGUGCGAUACUGAUCCCUCACAAAAGGCCCUGCGCCCAGAGUGCAAGGCCUUCCCGUUGCCAGCGCUGAAACCAACCGACUGUCUGAGGUAAAAGACAAAGGCUCGAGCCUUCCCACCCAUGGCACCGGCCAAUUCACCACACUAAGACCCAAUAUAAUGAUCACUACUACUACUCCUAUUUAAUGUUUAUAUCGGUGCCAAGAGUUGUGCUAAAGACAUCCACUUGGGUGAGGUCCCCUGCAUAUAGGGUCGUUGAGCCCACAUGGCAGUGAGCGAGUGAGCUUCCCCAGGGGCCUAAUCAGCUAAUACAUAUUUCUCUUUAUUGCUGGCUAAGUCCAGGAAGUGGAGGAAGAAGUCUAAGAAAGCAUUUUGUGGCUGCGGGGGAAAUGCGGGUUUGGGGAAGGGGUGAGCCUCGCGCAGCUCUCGGCCCCACUGUUUUGCUGUGCUUUCCUCCCCAGAACCCCUUAGAUUAGGCAAGCGACACACUGUUCUGUUGCAUCAUCCCAGGCCCCUGCCGUCUCCAGAACAUGUUAUGCUUUGGGGGUGGGUUUAAGUGCAGUUGUAGAUCUCCCAGUCCAGUGGCUGGAGCCUGGCAAACAUACCUUUCUGCAAAGGUUUAUGUUAGGCUCUGCGCCCACACACCACUUCCAUAUUGGGACCAGUUUCCCAACAACCUCCUUGGUUUUUCUGGUUUUUUUUAAGGCUUCAGUACUGCAGACGCUGAUUUCCUUGCCUCUGCCAUCGCUGGUGGCCACUGACUCCCAGCAUCAGAUGCUAAGUGCAGCUGCAGUCCUGGAUUUGAAGGUUCACUACUGUACCAAACGGCAACAGCUUUUUGGGGGGAAAGGGGAGGGGGAAAUGGACCGCUCCAAUCAGAGGAACAGGGACUGUAGGUGUAGACAUGCCCCAAGCGACCCCGGAUGUCUCAUUUAAAAAGAGGCCAGACAUCAAUAGCUGCCUUAUACCAAGCCCACACCAUUGGGUUCCAUCUAGCUCAGUAUUGUCUGACUGGCAGUCCAGGGUCUCAGGCAGGGGAUAUUCCCAGCCAUACUGGGAGAUACAUCAGGAUUAGAACUGGGCAUUUUCUGCAUGCAAAGCAGGUGCUCUGGUACCGAGCUCUGGCCCCGCCCUCCUUGCAGCCAGUAUCCUCUAAGUAACAUGGUCUGGAAAGAGGACCUAGGCAUACAUCAACAGCACAGUUGGACCCAGCCCUUUCAUACUGUGCCUCUGGGGGAACAGAGGGGAGUGGGGUAGACGGUAUGCCAAAUGGAAGGUGCCAAGGCUUGGGAUUGGCCUUUAUGGAGCAGGCAGUGAAAGAGCUGUCCAAGGAUGGUAUUUGUGUACUAGGGGAGCUGAGCUGGGUGCAAGUCCCACUGGACUUGGUGGAGCUUACUUCUGUUAGGCACUAACGAAAGUUGCAGCACUGCCCAAGAUACAGGCACACACCUGCCCAGCCACUCGCAAGAGAUCAUUUCCUUGCCGCUGUUACGUUGAAGGUUGUCAGAAGGGAAGGAGAAGAAAGCCCUCAGUCUACCAGCUACAAUUCCGCUCCUUGCUGCUUCCCAGAAAUGCAUGAGGAGCAUAUGGUCAGCUGCUAGGCAGUCAGUUCUCUCCCACACUCUCCCUUAGAAUAGGCCCAGAAUCCUCUGGCUCAUCAGCACCCAAUGGCAGGAGGAGCAGAGAAGUGCCCCUCAAAAGUGUGUGGGCGCGUGGCAAAUGCUGGAUAGAUCACGAAGCUGGCGAGAGCCUCUAGAAGGACUUUUUUUUUCCUUAACGGGUCAACGGCAGCUCAUUAUAGUUCCUUAUUUCCGAGCUUCUUAAAAACUUGGCAUUAGACUGGCCCUUUACCUAGACUUACUGCAAUACAAGAAUAUACACCAUCAGACUGUCGGUCUAUUGCAGACGAGGAUUGGCACCUAUUGGCAGCAGCACCUCAAAGCUUCAGACCAGGGUUUUCCCUAGCCCUGCCCAGAGACUGAACCUGGGAUAUUCUGCAUGCAAAGCCACAGCCCUUCCCUGGUAUCCACAGAGCCACGCAGACAGUCACACCAACUGGCCCUGUUGCAUCCUUCCUCCAUGCCAACCGCCAGCACAGUUACCAACAAAAGACUUGCUACGUCUUCCUCAUUCAUCCCACGUGGCAAAAGAAAAAGGAAGGGGGGGGGAACCUGUUGGAAGUAACAUUUGGGUGCCCAGCUUCUUCCAGCCAGGAGUCUGAAAGCGGAUUUCACACGACUGUCUCGUCUCUUGUGUAUCGGUGUAGUCUAGCCAUAGGUGUCAUAUUCUGGAAGCUGUAACAUGGCCACAGUUGAAGGCAAUAAAAGAGCUGGUGAGUUGUGUGUGCAAUGUGUCAGAAAUCGUGGGGGGUUCCCAGAGGGUAGAACCAGUUGGCAUCACAUGAACAACCCACUGCCCCUUUUAGAUAAAGCUAGAAGUCGCAGGUUCAUCCCGGCAGAAUGGGAUCAUCUCAGUGGUAAUAGAUUGUGCUCGUAUUUUCCCAGAGGUAAUCUCACUGGAAGGGAGCAGCAGAAACAAUUGCCAAACGCCUCACAUCCAUAUUUUCCUGUGAUGUCCUACUGAUACACCGAAGCUUUUCUGAGUGUGGUUCUUCCUCUUGACUGUGCUAUCUGCCAAAGGCGUGUAAGUAGGGAAUUCAUGGUGGCUUUCCCCCAUUAUAGAAGAACUUUGCCUUGGAGAAUAGUAAACCUCUUGAGUCUAAA